CCCUUUCAAUUUCUCUCUCCUGAAAAUCAAAUAUUCGUCCCACGCUUUCCUCUCCCAAAUGUUUCUCUCUCUAGAUUUGUCUCCCCUUACAUAAAUACACCAACAACUCUUUUUUUCACACCGUUAUUUCUCAUUUUCCCCAAUCUAUAUCUCUACGGACUACGGUUAUAGCUACGCGCGUAGAGGCUUCGCCUAGGGUUUACCGGGGAGAUAGAGAAAGAGAGCAGCAGAUAUGGGGCAGCAAUCGUUGAUCUACAGCUUCGUGGCGCGCGGCACCGUGAUCCUGGCCGAGUACACUGAGUUCACCGGCAACUUCACCGGAAUUGCCGCGCAGUGCCUCCAGAAACUCCCGGCCUCUAACAACAAGUUCACCUACAACUGCGACGGCCAUACUUUCAAUUACCUCGUUGAGGAUGGAUUCACAUAUUGUGUUGUGGCUGUUGAAUCUGUUGGAAGACAGCUUCCUAUUGCAUUUCUUGAGCGAAUCAAGGAGGAUUUUACCAAGAAAUAUGGCGGAGGAAAGGCUGCUACAGCUGUUGCCAACAGCCUGAAUAAAGAGUUUGGGUCCAAAUUGAAAGAGCAAAUGCAGUACUGUGUUGAUCACCCAGACGAGAUCAGUAAACUUGCGAAGGUGAAAGCUCAAGUUUCAGAAGUUAAAGGAGUUAUGAUGGAAAACAUUGAAAAGGUUCUUGAUCGCGGAGAGAAAAUUGAGCUCCUUGUUGAUAAAACUGAGAAUCUUCGUUCCCAGGCUCAAGAUUUUAGGACACAGGGAACUAAGAUGAGAAGAAAGAUGUGGCUGCAAAAUAUGAAGAUAAAGCUUAUUGUUCUUGCCAUUAUCAUUGCCUUGAUCUUAAUCAUAGUUCUAUCGGUGUGUGGUGGAUUCAAUUGCGGUAAUAAGUAAGUGUCUGUUUGCAUAUAUAGGUUGUCCUCAUUGACAGACAGAACACACACUAUAAUGCAUCUUUGCGUUAUGAGCUUUGUUUCCCAUAAUUUUUGUGACAUGUUUUGCUCCUUUUGCUCUAUCCUGUAUUUUUGUGAGAUAAUAUUUGUUGUAUAUUUUGUAUUCUGAAUUGUAUUAGAAGAGUCGUUUGCGGCAACGAGCUCUGCAUUUUUACAUUGAAAAAUAGUUUAUCAGAGCAUCAUUUUAUUUUUGGGAAUGAAA
Messenger RNA from Salvia splendens (bonfire salvia), 1162 nucleotides. RefSeq names its product vesicle-associated membrane protein 722. The transcript is spliced from 5 exons. Lineage: Eukaryota; Viridiplantae; Streptophyta; Magnoliopsida; Lamiales; Lamiaceae. Gene Ontology annotation, biological process: vesicle-mediated transport. Bases 233 to 901 code for a protein of 222 amino acids. Gene Ontology annotation, cellular component: membrane. The record is from RefSeq and is a predicted model, not a curated record.